Molecule: messenger RNA, 747 nt
Organism: Miscanthus lutarioriparius
Lineage: Eukaryota; Viridiplantae; Streptophyta; Magnoliopsida; Poales; Poaceae
Source: the annotation of a GenBank genome assembly
AUGGCUUACCGCAUGAGAUCUGCGAGCGUGCCUUCGAGCCCUCGCUCCAGCAAGACCGAUGUUGAGGAACAGGUUCUGAGCCUGAAAGCAGCCAUCUCUCUGCCUUCAGCGACCAUCGAAACCAUGGUCGAUGGUCUGAGCAAGCUCGGGAGCAUCUACAUCCACAUAGAUGCGCUCACAUGGCUGCCCAGCAGCCAGAGGAAGGCAGUGGAGGAGGAGCUUGAGCGCUCCCUCGUCCUGCUCGACCUCUGCAGUGCCGUGCAAGAGCGCUUCGUGGAGCUCAAGGUCAGUAUCCAGGAGAUGCUGUUGGCUCUCAAAAGAGGAGACGAUGCGGCUCUCCAGACCAGGGUUCAGUGCUAUGCGCGUUUGGUCAAGAAGGCACAGAAGCUGUUCAAGAAGGUCAACAAGAAGACUGCUUCUGACACUGAAGGAUGCAGGGUGAUCAACCUGGUUGCUGAAGCAAGGGAGAUUGCCAUGUCAAUCCUCGAAUCAACAUUUCAUCUCGUGUCGAAGCAAAUUGCGAUGCCAAGUUCUAGCAAGUGGUCACUUGUCUCCAAGUCGUUCCAAAAGAAGAGAAUCGUAUGCGAGGCGGAGCAGUUGCAAGGUUUGGAGCUGGACAUUGUUGGUCUUGAAAGCCCGUUGCAAGGUUUGGAGCUGGACAUUGUUGGUCUUGAAAGCGGAGUUGGGACUUUGUUCAGGAUGUUGAUCCAGAGCAGAGUUUCUCUUCUGAAUACUCUUAGCUUGUAG